Messenger RNA from Leptinotarsa decemlineata (Colorado potato beetle), 3282 nucleotides. RefSeq names its product protein phosphatase methylesterase 1. Gene Ontology annotation, biological process: protein demethylation. Gene Ontology annotation, molecular function: protein methylesterase activity. NCBI's taxonomy places the organism in Eukaryota, Metazoa, Arthropoda, Insecta, Coleoptera, Chrysomelidae. The record is from RefSeq and is a predicted model, not a curated record.
GCAUGGCAACCCUGUCAUGAUUUAUGCGAGGUUAACAAAACUAUAAAAGACAGAUAUGUGUAUAUUUUGGGAUUAAUUAAUAUAUGAAAUCCGGCUUGAAAGAACCCUGGUUAGAUCUCUACUUCUUGGUCAUAAAAUUCGAGAGGAUCUUUCAAUAAUAUGUCAUGUCUGACUUAAGGAGAAAUAUAUUACGUUUCCCUGGUAAACGGACAGGAAUCGUAAAGACCUCCAUGCAAAAUUUUUCACCAAUAAAAUGGUCAGAGUACUUCAGUGAAGAAGAAGGAAUUCAGACCACAGAUGGUGUUUUUCAUGUUUAUGGUAGAGGUACAGAUGGUCCUAUUUUAUUGUGUCUCCAUGGUGGUGGAUAUUCUGGGUUGACAUGGUCAUUAUUUGCUGCUGAAAUAGUGAAACUAAUAGACUGUCAAGUAAAGGCAGUUGAUUUAAGAGGUCAUGGGAAAACUACCACAUCCAAUGAUGCCGAUCUUUCUUUAGAAGUAAUGGCAAAUGAUGUUAUUGAAGUAGCCAAUAAAUUGUCUGAGAAAACUGGGCAGCCAAUUAUUUUAAUGGGUCACAGUAUGGGUGGAGCAAUAGCAGUUGAAACAGCUCGGAAAUUAGAUUCAAUUCUGGGACUUUGUGUUAUUGAUGUAGUUGAAGGAACCGCACUUGAUGCAUUAUCUUCUAUGCAAAGUAUUCUAAGAGGUAGGCCCUCACAUUUUAAAAGUCUCCCUCAUGCCAUACAGUGGUGUUACAAAGGUGGGCAAACUCAUAACUUAGAAGCUGCUAGAGUAUCUAUGCCAGGUCAAGUUCUUAAUACGAAGACAGGGAAAUUGGCAGCCGAUGAGUGUGACAAUGCGGGUUUGUCAACUGUAGACGAAUCACCUUCUCAUAGUGAUGAUUUAGUAGCAUCAUCAUAUACCAUUGCAGAAGUAGAGGAAGAGUUGGAAGAAAGUGAACAAUCUGAUAAGUGUACUGACUGUGGAAAACCCCCUCUCCCUAAAUCUCAAAAGACCAAUACUUUCAAAGAUCCAAAUAUCAUCAAACUAGAAGAUAAUGGAAUGAUCUUCAAAUGGAGAAUCGAUCUUAGCAAAACUGAAAAGUUUUGGACUGGAUGGUUUAAAGGCCUGUCACAAAAAUUUCUGGAUAUUCAUGCUCCUAAAUUGUUGCUUCUGGCUAAUAUUCAUGGACUUGAUACAGCUUUAACUGUUGGACAAAUGCAAGGAAAGUUUCAGAUGAGGGUAUUAGCGAAAUCUGGUCAUGCUAUACAUGAAGAUCAACCGCAAAAAGUAGCAGAGGUUUUAAGUGGAUAUGUAGUUAAGCAGAAACUAGCAACACCAAAGCCUGCAUUUGUUCAUCCAGAUUUACCUGAAUGUUGAUAUGUACUGUUCAUGGUAUUGACUAAUAAUGUGUUCUAUGAUUUCUAAUAAAUUCAAUUCUUCAAAAAUACAGUUUGGACAAUAAAAGAGUAUAUAUGUAUCAUCAACAAAAUAUAUUAUAAAACAAAUUUUGUUUUAUACCGUUCUUUUCUUCUUUGGUGAAAAAGGUAGACAACGUGUAAUUUUUGUGUUUAAUCAGAGAGGGUUCUUAUUUAGAUGAUAACUGAACAAAUGUGAGUUUUGAACAAUUUCUUUUAUUUUGAGAACUUUUGGCUUUAUUGUUUAUUGAGAAGUUUCUAUGGUUUCAAUUCUUUUAUGCCACACAAAUAGUUGUUUUCACAACAAAUGAACUUUUAUGCACUUCAUACUUCACAGUAAGUAAAUUUAAAAUUGUAAUUAUAAAGUUCAACUUCAAAUUGAGAAUGCCUCUGUAUAAUGUUCUGUAUACUAGAAAUUUUAAAUUGAUAGAAAAAAUGAAUAUAAAAUAUGUUUUUACCAAAUACUUAGUGUUGACUAACAAUAUGAAUUUGACCCAAAAUAUUAAUGGAAGCCUUCAACUAUUAGUGAAUUCCAAAAAUAAAUGCAAUUCUUCAUUAAAAAGUUUGGUUGUUCAGAGCUGUAGCUACAUUGUGUAAUUUUCAUUAGUUUGUGGACUUAUAUGGAUGCACAAAGUGAUAACACAUGUAUAUUCUUCUAUUGUCCCAAAGGUAUAUCAGAUGUAAGUACAAAAUUUGAAUAUUCAAGUUUUUCAAACAACACCUGACUUGGUUCACUUUUCCUUAUAUUAAGAUGAUUGCUUCUUCCAGAAAAAAAAAACUAGAAUUCAGUUCUGAUUUAUAUAGACCGCUUUUUUUAGCUGAUUGUAUUAUUGCUAUUUUGGAAAUGGUAGGACUUGGAAGGUUGGUUAAAUUAGAAAAAUGUUGCCUAUUUGCGGAACAAUAUAAAUUGUUUUUUCAGUAAGUUAUCAUCAAUGGUCAUUUUUGUAAUUAUUGCUUUGUUGUAAUUAUUGUAACAAAUUGCUUUAUUUCAUUUGUUGGCUAUACCACCUUCAUUUCAAAUAUUGUGAAAUAAGGCAGGGACACUUUUUUGUGCCAUUUCAUGUUCUUAUGAUCUAGUAUGAACCAAUUGUUCGAUGCAACAAUCUGUUCAUUGAAUUUCAUCAACUUUUUUUCAAUUUAUGGAAAUCUAGUUUUUUUCCAUCAAUUUUAAUAGCCACUGUUAUGAAACAUUCAGCUAUGUAUCAUAACAAAAAUAUUGGAAAUGAAAAAAAUCAAGGCUGGUAGGCCGUGGUAGAACCAAACAUUUUUUCUGCUAUGUCAAAGUUUUCGUCAUUGCCCAUACUUCAAAAUACUGUCUUCGUCCUCACAGUCAAUACUUACACCACUGAAGAUAUCUGCCUUGGUAGUAGAUUAAACAUUUGAUUACUUACUUUCGAUCAUUGUUCAACAACCCAGCUUUUGUUCUUUUUAAUCGUUACUCCUGUUGUGAAAGCCUGUAUUCAAUAUGUAUGUAUUCAAGUUAUACAAUUCUCUGUCAGAAAGAUGUAUAAAAAAAUUAGAGAUCAAUAUUCUUUGUUAUAGUAAACAAAAAUUGUUUGAAAAAUAAUUUUUAUAGAAAAUAAUGUACAUAUUUUGAUGUAAUUUCGUUUUGUUCAUCAGUAUUUUACAUAUUUUUCAAUAUGAAUUUUUCUCAAAUAGAUUAUUUGGAAAAUUUUAAAUAACGAAUUUUUAUAAUUUAGAAUAGACACGUCAAAAAUAUAACUAACAACUGUUUUGGAGUGAUAUUUGAUUUUUUAGAAGCAUUUGUUUUCUCAAUAGUAGGAUCAGCUAAAAACAACCCCUAUAUUAAAUUAUUUAUAGGAACAUAACUGUAAUUCAUUGGAAUUCAAUAAUAGGGAACACAUAUGGUA